This is a messenger RNA of Vicia villosa (hairy vetch), 1854 nucleotides long. RefSeq lists its product as uncharacterized. The record is from RefSeq and is a predicted model, not a curated record. Bases 421 to 1500 code for a protein of 359 amino acids. NCBI's taxonomy places the organism in Eukaryota, Viridiplantae, Streptophyta, Magnoliopsida, Fabales, Fabaceae. The transcript has 4 exons. Gene Ontology annotation, molecular function: zinc ion binding.
UUACCAAUAAAAGAGAAAGAAACGAUUGAGAAGAUAGGAAUAUGUAAUUAACAGUAAUGUAAAUCCUAAACGAAACAGUCAAGUCUCGUGUGAGUCAGUAAGUAUUCAGCAUUUCUUCUUCUUCUUCUUCUUCUCCGUUGAUCGAAUUCACUGUUUAUCAAGAACUAAAUCUGCAUUGCAGUGUUGCAAGUUCUGUGUUUAGUUGGAGAAUGUAUGAUAGAGGUUUAUGAUUCCUUUUAUAUUUGAAGUAGAAGCAUGUUUUGUGCACGGGGCUGUACUUUGGUUGAAAGCGUGCCGAUUUUUGGUUUGGUAAUUCACAGUGCAGAAGAUAGUAUUGCGGAUAAAUCUUAUUGAAACAGAAUUUGCCAAUAAUCUGGAAGCUCAAAUUGUUUGGUUGAGUCUGAAUAUAGAAUUGAUCAGAUGGGCAAGGAAAAUGAGCCGGAUAUGAAAAAAGAAGUUGGGGAUGAUGGUUCCUCGCGUGUGGAGACUGGGGAUUUAGAAUCUCGUUCUCGAAUUAGUCUGGAGAGGGAGAUGGGAUUGCCAUGUUGUCGCGUGUGCCAGUGUGCUGAGUCUGAUAAGCGAGGAGACGCUGCACUAGAGUUUUUGGGCAUCACUCCGGUUAUAGAAAGCAAGGGGGAAGUAAAGUCUGAUGACCAGGGAAUUCCAAAAGAUACGCCUGGUAACCGAAAUGUCAAAAGCAAAUCCGGGACGAUGGAAUUUGUAGGCCCUGAUGGGGAGGUUUUCAUAUGUAAGAAUGAUAGCGAUUUGGAAAAUGGUUUAUCUCAUGAAGAUACGUUACUAGAACUUGGUUGUUCUUGUAAAAAUGACAUUGCUUUGGUACACUAUGCUUGUGCACUCAAGUGGUUUAUCAAUCAUGGAUCUACCAUUUGUGAAAUAUGUGGACAUAUAGCAAAUAAUAUCAAAAUAUCUGACUUCAACAAGGUUGUUGGUUCUUUGAAAGAGUAUGAAGCGUUGAGGGAAAGAACUGUCAACGGAGAUCCUGGUCCUGCACAAGAUCGUCCAAAUACUACUGUGGAUCCUGAUGCCGUGGCUGCUAUCCGUAGGCAACGGUUAAGUGAAAUUGCACUAUGGUUUUGUCCUCAUAAUAGCAGUAACUUUAACGAUAAUAGCAAUGUGGGCUCAGUUUCACAGCUUGUUUCUCAGCAGCCUUUGAAUAUUUUUAUCGAAGAGGCUGGCCCCGAACAGAACACUGCAACUAAGUGGGCCGUAGAAGGUACUGGGAUCCUCCUUGCUACAGGGCUGCUUACCAUCACCCUUGCAUGGCUUAUAGCUCCUCGUGUUGGGAAGAAAACUGCAAGAAGUGGUCUUCAUAUCCUACUUGGAGGUGUUUGUGCUUUAACGGUGGUGAUUUUUUUCCGCUUCUUUGUGCUUACCAGAAUCAAGUAUGGACCUGCACGUUAUUGGGCAAUAUUGUUUGUUUUCUGGUUUCUUGUCUUUGGAAUAUGGGCUUCUCGGACACACAGUGCCAAUACAACAUGAACAUGAUCCCUUGGUACAAAGCUUUACCAUAUUUGUUUAGUCCUACCUCCCUAUUUUCCCUUGGCCCCUGCCAUCUGUUUUUUAACUCUUGUUUUAUUUCCUCGGCAUCUUAAAAUUUUUGUGAUUAUUCACUAUGAAACUACUAAAGAGUCUAUUUGUUAGAUUUUCAUAUUUGUGGAAUGUAAAAUAAUAAUUAUACGUUCUUUAGCUAGACUUCAAGUCGUACAUAAAUGUAUACUCUGUAAGUACGAUUAUGAAAAAUAUCCAGACUCAAUUAGUGGCACACCAUUGGUAAAACGAGUAGCUAUGGGAGAUUGUUCCUGAGCUCGACCAUCUCUUGCCCUUAUAUCAAAA